Messenger RNA from Penicillium diatomitis, 2211 nucleotides. Its product is annotated as Pet127 family protein. Gene Ontology annotation, cellular component: mitochondrial envelope; mitochondrion. NCBI's taxonomy places the organism in Eukaryota, Fungi, Ascomycota, Eurotiomycetes, Eurotiales, Aspergillaceae. The record is from RefSeq and is a predicted model, not a curated record. The transcript has 4 exons. Bases 1 to 2211 code for a protein of 736 amino acids. Gene Ontology annotation, biological process: mitochondrial RNA 5'-end processing.
AUGUUUCGGGCAUCUCUUCGGUCUGUAUCAGACCCUCUUCGUGAUAAUGUCUGUUGGUCUUGUUUAGCGCGGCGGCGUUUUGCCGCGCCGACAGGUCUGCGCCGAUUCCAACCUGUUCCUCUGCACCGAGCCCAGUUUGGCACUAGGCAUGGCAAGCUUCUCUCCGCAAAUGCCCAGGAGGCAUCGACGGCGACAGCACCGGAGCCGGAAGAUCUUCCAAAGCACAUCUCUCAACAAGGCGAAGCUUCAGGAGACGCUGCAAAUAACAAGGACCGAUCCAGAAAACCCUCAGCCGAAAAUGGGUCAUCCCCACACCCUCAAGCGGUGGCGAGGAGAGCGAGGCGAGCAGCUAGACAGCGGGACCAGCAACGAACGAAAGAGAAUGACGAGGCCGGUGAUAAAGAUGCCAAACAGGGACCGAGUCCCGCAAGUAAACGCAAAGCGGCCAUCGAGAAAGUCAACCAAAUAUUGGACGAGAAGGCCGCACCCAAGAAGGGACCUCGAGGGCCCAAAGGCAAGCUCUCUCAUGUGGCCAACUUCAUCAGCGAAAAGCACACUGGAGUGAUUGACGCGGAAAAGGACAAAUUAAAAGCUUUGGAUGUCCCCAUGGCUCCUGUGCCAGGUCUAUCCUUUGGCCUCGACCGAGUUCUUUUCAACCCGGGUGUCUAUCAGCUGCGAGACCCUCGAUCGCGAGUCUACAACUUUGACCCAUACCUGGGCCAGAUUAUGCCCGUCACCGAGUUCGACUUCAACGCAUUGAAGGAAUACAUCACAUCGUCCAAAGAUGAUACUCUACGGAGCCAUGCGAUCAAAGAGAAGAAGAAAUACAGCGGCUCAUCUUCCAGCAUGACAUCUGUUCUCUCCCAGUUCCACUAUCUUCUUUCUGCGUGGCGGGGCAUUGACACUCGCACCUUGUCUCAGGGAUUCCCAGACAAACUCCGUUCAUUCACUCGUCUUCUCCGAUCCCCAGCGGCGAUGUUCCUACAUUACCAAGACGGUGUGUACGCCAUUGAUGCAGACAAGGAGUUUGACUCGGCCAACAUCCUCAUGAACCUGGGCAAGUCGAUGGAAAAGCUUCUGACUAUGCCAAAGGAGGAUUUUGAGCGGUACCGACGGUCAAGCGAUAACAAAAUCUCACCUGAGGAGGAGCAAGCAAUCCCGGAGUCGUACCACUAUUCGACCUACAAAGACUUCAUAAUGCGCUCACAGUUGGACGCGUAUGACCCCCGUCUCCCGGGUACUGGCAUGUUUGACCUGAAGACUCGCGCUGUCGUUUCCAUCCGCAUGGAUGCCAAGAAUUUCGAGCAUGGUCUGGGUUAUGAGAUUAAGACACGCUUCGGAGACUUUGAAUCCUACGAGCGUGAGUUCUACGAUAUGAUCCGUGCCGCUUUCUUGAAGUAUUCUCUUCAAGUUCGCAUCGGACGUAUGGAUGGUAUCUUCGUGGCCUUCCACAAUGUUGAGCGUAUCUUUGGAUUCCAAUACAUCAGUCUCCCUGAGAUGGACCAGACUCUGCACGGAACAUCAAACACUGCUCUCGGAGACAAGGAGUUCGAGCUGAGUCUGGGCUUGUGGAAUGAGAUUUUGAACAAAGCAACGGCGAAAUACCCCGAGCAAUCACUUCGAUUCCACUUUGAGACUCGGGACGCGGCAACCCCUUUCAUGUAUAUCUUUUGUGAGCCUGUCACGAGCGAGGAGAUUCAAGCCAUCCAAACCUCCAAGAAGGCUGAAAUCGAUGCUUAUCAGCAGCGUCUUCUCAACCUCAAACCCAGUGAAGACGACAGCGACCUCGACGUUGCCCCGGUCGAAGAGACACCCGUGACGCCGGCGCCGGAGACAGAGACCGAAGACUCUGCCCCGAAGGGCGAGCUUCUUGCCAUGGCCCUGACCAUCCGUAACAAGGUCAAUGGAGAGGUCGUUGAUCGACCCACUGAAAGCUUCAGUGCCAGCGACAAGUGGGAAGUUGAGUACGAGAUCAGUGACCUUUCGCCCGCCCAAGGGCACUCCCUUUACAAGAUGUGCAAGACUCGUCGGAUGAGAGGUCUCGAAGGUCGAGGCGAGGACGAACUCGAAGUCGCUAGCAAUGUGUAUAUUCGCCGGCUUCGUCAGAUCAGCAAGGAGGGACGCAAACAUCGCGAGCGUGAGAAUCAGCUCGAUAAGGAGCUUGGCGUGGUCGUGUUGGAUGAGGGUGUGAAGGACAAGAGCUCCAAGUGA